UGAUACCCAUUGGAAGGGUAUUAAUACCGUAGUGACCACCACAGCGCUAGUGAUACUCAUUGGAAGGGUUUUUAUACCGGAGUGACCACCACAACGCUAGUGAUACUCAUUGGAAGGGUAUUUAUACCGGAGUGACCACCACAGCGCUAGUGAUACUCAUUGGAAGGAUAUUUAUACCGGAGUGACCACCACAACGCUAGUGAUACUCAUUGAAAGGGUAUUUAUACCGGAGUGACCACCACAGUGCUAGUGAUACUCAUUGGAAGGGUUUUUAUACCGGAGUGACCACCACAACGCUAGUGAUACUCAUUGAAAGGGUAUUUAUACCGUGGUGACCACCACAGUGCUAGUGAUACUCAUUGAAAGGUUAUUUAUACCGGAGUGACCACCACAACGCUAGUGAUACUCAUUGAGAGGGUAUUUAUACCGUGGUGACCACCACAACGCUAGUGAUACUCAUUUAAAGGGUAUUCAUACCGUAGUGACCACCACAGUGCUAGUGAUACUCAUUGGAAGGCUAUUCAUACCGGAGUGACCACCACAGUGCUAGUGAUACUCAUUGAAAGGUUAUUUAUACCGGAGUGACCACCACAACGCUAGUGAUACUCAUUGAAAGGGUAUUUACACCGGAGUGACCACCACAGCGCUAGUGAUACUCAUUGGAAGGGUAUUCAUACCGGAAUGACCACCACAACGCUAGUAACCAGACUUGUGUACCAACUGUUGAUAAUCUUUGAAAAGGACAACUUUAUUUUAUAGGUCAAUGAUCGUAAUACAGUACGAGGCCAAGCUUCAUUGAAAAGCAGACGUUAUCAACGUCAGUGGUCAGCCAGGUCAGGUUAUCUAAGUUUUGGACACGGUGGAUUUAUUUUGUAUCAGAUUUCCGUUAGUUUUACAGGUAAACUAUCUUACUCACUAGCUUAAGGUGUCUUAACGGAUUGUAAAUAUCUUGUUGUGCUCCCCAGCUUAUAGAUCGCUGAUACUAUCUGUCUGGCUGAUACCUUCAACAGUUAUUCACGACAGAACUUGUGUUUCUUUUUACUACGCGUGUGUGUAAGUGAUGGGUGUCCGUGGAGAUCAAACCUUGACCGAAGACACUACAGAACCGCUGGUCAAUGACCAUGUAAACAGUACUGGGCCAGGAGACGGACGACGUACUCGCCGACCUCCUUGUGCGCCGCCAAGGGUUGUGGAGGCUUCUGACACAUUUGGCACGUUGUUCGACUCAACAUCGGAUUCACUGAGCAACUGCAAGAAAUGGACAUGGCACCGAUUCAUCGAUCUGCUUUAUCUGACGUCUACGGCUGGUUACGUCGUGUAUGUCGUCUACGCUAUCAUCUACGACCCAUCGUCAGCGUUCUUGUCCGUCGUCGACGCCACUCUGGUUGUACUCUUUGUCCUUCAUCGCUUCAUACGUCUCCAGGACAUCGCCAAGUUCAUCGCCAAACCCAUCAGGUUCCGAAUACUUGCCAGGAAACGCUGUAGAAUAAAGACAAAGAUUUGGAGGAUUUUCCGAAGGUGUGUGACUAUCCUUGUUUUCCUGGCAAUAAUCAUAUUCCUUGCUAUCGACCUCCGAGCCGACACCGAGAGGCUGGUCUCUCUGGGCGGUCUGUGUUUGUUGGUCUUCAUCGUCUUCAUCACAUCCAAAGCUCCCUCCAAGGUGUGCUGGACGCCGGUUUUGUGGGGACUAAUACUACAGUUUGUUUGGGGUCUAAUGAUACUGAGGUGGAAACCAGGGUAUGAGAUAUGCAAAUUUGUUGGCGAUGGUAUGGCUGGCUUUCUCAGCUUCACAGACGAAGGAUCCAAGUUUAUAUUUGGCGAAAAAAACUACACGAUGCACGUCGUUGCAUUCAAGAUUCUGCCGGUGGUGGUGUACUUCAGUGCCGUGGUGUCUAUCUUGUACUACUGGGGAGUAAUGCAGUUCAUUAUUAAGGGACUGGCCAAACUGUUCCAGUACACAAUGAAGACCACAGCCAUCGAAUCCUUCGCCACGGCGGCCCAUAUCUUCAUUGGACAGGUGGAGUCCUCGAUUGCUUUAAAGCCGUUCCUCCGUGAUCUCACAUUGUCUGAGCUCAACGCCGUGAUGACGUCAGGGUUCGCAACAGUGGCGGGAACAGUCAUCGCCGCCUACAUCGAGUUCGGGGUUCCGCCUGAACACGUGAUCUCGGCUUCGUUCAUGUCAGCUCCCGCUGCCCUCGCCGUGGCCAAACUCGGAUGGCCAGAGACCAAACUGGCCAGUGACAAGGACAGAGAUGUUGUUCUCACAGAAGUCGGAAAGGAGCUGAACUUGAUGGAAGCGGCCUCGGCUGGAGCAGUAGCGUCCAUUAAACUGGUCUCCUACGUCGUCGUGAAUCUCAUCGCCUUCAUAUCUCUCCUUGCCUUCAUCAACUUCUCGUUCUCGUUCAUGGGAGAACGUGUUGGUCAUCCAGAGUUCACAUUCGAGUUCCUGUGUUCGUACAUAUUCAUGCCAUUGGCCUUGGUGAUGGGCGUCAGAUGGCAGGACUGCGGCAAGGUAGCCAAGCUCAUCGGCAAGAAAAUAUUCAUCAAUGAAUUUCUGUCCUUCGCCGACCUCGGACAGAUGAUCAAGAACGAUGAGUUGGAUAACCGGUCUGCAGUAAUAGCCACGUACGUCCUGUGUGGAUUCGGCAGUGUUGCCGCUAUGGGUAUCAACCUCGGGUCCCUAACAGCGGCUGAUCCCAGCAGAAGGCAGGACUAUGCCAAAGGGAUGCUCAGGGCCAUGAUUGGUGGAAACAUCGCCUGCUUUAUGACGGCGUGUGUGGCAGGAAUGUUGUACCAGGAGUCGAGCUUCCUAACUAGCACCAACAAUACUGCUAUUAACGGAACGUCCUUGGCACUCAACUUUAGUACCGUAGACAACGUCACCUACCAGAUCACGUGACCGCCCAUGUGACAUCAGUUAAUAGAAGAUGUGUUGAGGAUGUAGUUCCAUAUAUACCAAACCAAUGUUGACAGAUAUAUAUGUAUUGAUAUACCUGGUAUGAUACAGUCUGCAUUAAUCAUAUAGGCCAUUAAUGUUUUAUCUGGUAAUGGCAGGUUUAUAAGGCAUAAACCCUUUGUUACUUAAUGCGCGAAUAACAUCUGUGCUAUGGCAUAUCCAUUGUAUAGGGUCACUGUGGUAGCAGGGCCACAGUGUCACCGUGGUAUCAGGGCCACAGUGUCACCGUGGUAUAAGGGCCACAGUGCCACCGUGGUAUCAGGGCCACAGUGUCACCGUUUCGCGGGCAUUGGUACGUAGACGGCAUACUUGACAAAUUAAAACUAGCCCAAAAUAACAAUCUGCUUUAAAAAAUGAUGGGGCUGAUAUAGUAAGAACGUCCUCCAUAUAUUGUCAUCGAAAACUGUUCCUUUGAAGAAAGGAGACAAGCAGCAAAGUUUAAUCAAUAGAUUUUUUUAAAAAUAAAGCAUUGCAUUAC
Mizuhopecten yessoensis (Yesso scallop) is the source of this 3434-nucleotide messenger RNA. RefSeq names its product solute carrier family 28 member 3-like. Gene Ontology annotation, molecular function: nucleoside:sodium symporter activity. The record is from RefSeq and is a predicted model, not a curated record. The coding region runs from base 1061 to 2899 and encodes 612 amino acids. The transcript has 10 exons. Lineage: Eukaryota; Metazoa; Mollusca; Bivalvia; Pectinida; Pectinidae. Gene Ontology annotation, cellular component: membrane. Gene Ontology annotation, biological process: nucleoside transmembrane transport.